Marasmius oreades (fairy-ring Marasmius) is the source of this 761-nucleotide messenger RNA. RefSeq lists its product as uncharacterized. Lineage: Eukaryota; Fungi; Basidiomycota; Agaricomycetes; Agaricales; Marasmiaceae. The transcript is spliced from 4 exons. Bases 66 to 674 code for a protein of 202 amino acids. The record is from RefSeq and is a predicted model, not a curated record.
UCCUACCAUCAUCUUUCAAUCCCCCGAAUCUUAGUUCUGCUUUUUUUCUGAUAUUCCUAGAAAUAAUGUCGCUCGGCUCUUUAGUAAAUCCAGCUUACAUGGCCAGUGGUGGCGGCUCCAAGUUGGAAAAUUACCACCCUCCAACGAAUUUCGAGACGUUCCGGGAUGGAAUACCCUUGGCGAACGCCCAAUCUUUUUCGAAUGAAGACGGCCUCAAAUCGAACGUUAUUAACUGGAUAGCGAAGUACUUGGGCAUUGACCCAUCGAACGUCGAGUGGACAUCAGGAUCCUCUAUGGAUGGCGGCUUUUCGACUGGAUAUGUCAGGCAGGCCUAUAAUGGAAUCCCUUUUGCCAAUGCGGUUGCUAAUGUUGCGUUCGUGGGCGAUAAAGUAACGAGUUUUGGGAACUCAUUUGUCUCGAUCGAUCAAUCUAAAAUCGCCCCGUCAACGCCCACCAAAACCCCCGCUGAUGCGAUCGCCUGCGCAGAGGUUAGAUUUGGAGGGAAACACAACGGGACCGAGCCGGUAUUGCAAUACCUCGCUCGACCGGAUGGUUCGGUAUCGUUGGUCUAUUCAGUUCAGGUUCAGAAGGAAGAUACUGGGGCGUUUCUGGAAGUCUAUGUCGAUGCACAUUCCGGAGAAGUCUUAUCGAUGACAGACUUUGUAGCACAUUAGAACAGUUGCUUAUUCAUUACACGUCUUGGGCGUCGCACUUGUGGUACAGCCUCCCGCUCCCAUUAGAAAUUCAAUUCUCAGUUCCGU